Messenger RNA from Bombus pascuorum, 1562 nucleotides. RefSeq lists its product as uncharacterized. The record is from RefSeq and is a predicted model, not a curated record. NCBI's taxonomy places the organism in Eukaryota, Metazoa, Arthropoda, Insecta, Hymenoptera, Apidae. The transcript has 3 exons. The coding region runs from base 27 to 584 and encodes 185 amino acids.
UAAUAUGGAUUACUUCAACAUUCGGAAUGAAAAGUAAAAGUACUUCGGUUCAAAAUUUUGGAAAUUUCGUCGAACAAAUGAUUGAUGAAGCAUUAGAAAAUAAUGAGCAAAUGAUACAGUUCCAUCGAAUGAUCUAUGAGAAAUGGAAUAUCAAUAAAUUAUCCAAAUUAGAGAAUACCGAAUGGAUGCGAAAUGAAAAUAAAUCGUUAGAAUCAAAUAAACAGAACAUAUCGGCAACGGUCGCGCAUCGUAGAUCACGCCGUCACAAAUAUAAACGAUCCUCCUUAAUGAUCUUUCGUAAAAUACCUACGAGUGAAAGGAACUUGAUAGAGCAAUCGUUAACGACGCAAGCACACAACUCAGUUUCAAUCGUCAAUAAACAAACUACUACUACUAACAAAAGCGACAAUUUCAAUGAACUAAAUGACAUUAAUUUCCCUUCGAUUAUUAGUGAUACUAAAAUUGUCGAACUUUGGAAGAAUUCGACAAAACGAGCGACGGAUAAAUUACAAAUUGCGACAAAUAAUGUUCUCGCGAAAGCCUGUAAACCUGAUCGUAUCCACGGGUUAUUAUUUCUUGAAUAAAAUUUCUUCAAAUAUAUUUAUAUAUUUUUAGAGAAUUUUAAUAAUAUAUAUAUAUGUAUAUAUAUAUAUUUGCUUAAAAAAUAAAAUACAGAUUAGUCAAGCAACAACAAAGUAGGAGAAAGUUAUCCUUCGAAGACUGGAAAGAUAAAAAGACCGUUAUAUAUCAGCAGAUGCUUAAAAAAAUAGAAACCGAACGGCAGCAGAAGUUACUUGAAAAUUUGGCAAAUAUGAAAUGGAAAAAAGUAAUACGGCAGGUGUAGAUUAUAAUCCAUUCUAUAAUUUUUUUCAAGUUUCCUGUAAUAUUAUUAAACAAAUUUAUUUAUUUAUUUAACAAUUUUAGUUAUUUAUUUAUUUAUUUUUGUUUUUUACUUAGGCACAAAUACGCAAAAAGCAGGAAGAUAAAUAUCGUCAAAAACAGAAAUUAUUUCGUAGAAAACACGUUGAAACGAUUAAACGAACAGAUGCGAUAGUAAAAUCUAAUUGUGAUAGCAUCCAUGAAGCACAAAUUAUCAAUGAAUGUGUUUUGUAUACGCCGAAAAAUCAAAAAGAAAUAAAAUUAGAUAAAGAAAAGAGAAUCGCAUCGAAUAUUAUGCAGUAAAAUCUUUUAGAUAUAAUAUCUACUCCAUUACAAAAAGAGGAGAUAAGGGGAAGAUGAAAAAGAAAUGAUUUUUGUACUUUUCAGGGAAUCAAAACUGAAUAGUGCAGCAAGUAACGGUCGAAAGAAUAAAACAGUUUUGAUGGAGGAUUCUAUGGAAAACAUUAAAUUCUAUUUUUGGUUAAAUCAAUUGAAUUGUGCUCUUCAUAAGAAGUAUUUACGCGAACGCCGACAUCUUGUACGAUCAUUUUAUUGUCAACCUUUCUAUUAUGGGAGUGCAACACCUUAUAUCAAAUAAUUAUGAUUAUAAACGCAUAUUUCAAAUCUUUUAUGUCAUUCGUCUAUGGAAAAUGUACUGGUGAAAUUACAUAUAAAACUUCAAA